AUGUCACAAAGUCCUCACAACAUCGGUUCACCAUUGUCCUCACCUGACGGAACCUCGCGCAGCUCGGGCCUUGAAGAUGAAUCGGGGCAAGUUAGUCUCGAGCGAAAGUUACGUAGAGAAUUACGUAAAAGGCAGC
Molecule: messenger RNA, 136 nt
Organism: Acaulospora morrowiae
Lineage: Eukaryota; Fungi; Glomeromycota; Glomeromycetes; Diversisporales; Acaulosporaceae
Source: the annotation of a GenBank genome assembly